Messenger RNA from Symbiodinium sp. CCMP2456, 762 nucleotides. Lineage: Eukaryota; Dinophyceae; Suessiales; Symbiodiniaceae. The record is from the annotation of a GenBank genome assembly.
GAGGGGACUUUCGACAUCGGCGUCGCUGAGGUGGACCUGGACGAGCCCGAUAAUACCAGCUGCCCGCAGCUGCGGAGGCGUAGCGUCUUCCGCACGCGAGAGACGAACAAGCUGCGGCGAACAGCCGUCGUCCUGGCGGAGCGACCAAGUAAGGUCAGCGUGCUUCCUUUGCUCCAAGCCGGCAGCAGAGCCUACUGCUUGGGCUACUGCAUCAGGCAGGCACCAUUCCCCUUUUAUCGGACGCUCUUGGUGGAGGUGACCCGGCGCUACACCUUCAUCAACCACACCCAGAGGACCCUCUUCGUCUUCGACGGCACUAAGACCUUGGAGCUCCCGAAAGACGAGCCGAAAGCCUAUGAGCCUUCGCAUGCGGGUCCCGCGGAGAGUUUCUGCUUCGACAUUAGCGGCACCAACGCCCUGAGCUUCUCCGCCGGCUUUCGUCUGACGCAGCUCUUGGACUUUGAGGAGGGGAGCGGAAUCGUGCUGCGCAGCGCCAAGAUCCAGCUCAUGUACAAAGUUAUCGAGGACGACACGAGCAACCUCGUUUCAGCACCUGUCUCUCAGACGCAGAGUGGCGAAUCAAAGCCCGAGGUGAGGCAAUGGGCCAUCGCCACUGUGGAAGCGCUAGAAGACUCCGGCGCCCUGGUGCUGCGCUUCUCCGAUCCGACGAAACCGCUGUUUCGCAUGGUGAACCGCACCAGCCACACCCUCUUCUUCCAGCAGGAUUGCACGGAUGCACCGCGCUUCAAGCUGCAGCCAGAG